Molecule: messenger RNA, 920 nt
Organism: Diatraea saccharalis (sugarcane borer)
Lineage: Eukaryota; Metazoa; Arthropoda; Insecta; Lepidoptera; Crambidae
Source: the annotation of a GenBank genome assembly
UUCUUCAUCAUCGAUCUAUUAAUUUUGGGGCACAGACCCUUAGGAGAAUACGUCUUAUACAAUCUAAUAUAAUGCAACGCGAAAGUUUAAAAGUUUACAUUACUAUAAAAUUUAUAAUAGAAAGACAGUUAAAGCCAUUGGUUCAUUUAUAGUAUAAAUGAACCAAUGGCUUAAACUAUCUUUCUAUUAACGGAAGACUGCGAAAGUUGCUUUAUUUCCUCGAUUUCCAACUGGCAUUCAGCAAACCACUACACCAUCAAACAAACUACUUGAUUACUUAGCUAGAUAUUUAUUGAUAAUUUUCCAUCUUCAUCUAAGAAUUCGUCUCCUCUUUCAGCUUAAAAAUAUACAAAACAUGAAAUCCAAGAGAGAUUCAUUAAAUUAAUCCUAUAUGUCCGACGCCAUUACCACAAUUUCCUAACUAUAUUACAGUGACAUUAUAAAAAUGUAUAGAGGACUUAAACCAACACGGCUCUGGCAUUUGACAAGCAGAAAACGCUUUCUCCAGUUACUAAAUUCUCGUAAAGAUCAAAUGCCACAAAGAGAUCAAUACCAAUUAUUUGGUCUCAUAUUAAGCAGCGUUAUUGGAAUUGCAUUUACUUAUGGAGUAUUUGCCGAAAAGAAAAAGAUUCAAAGUGUAAUCAGAUCAGAUGGUACUUGUGGCCCUGAAAAAAGUAACAAACCAUCCUGCAAGCCCCCUAAGCAACCUUGCAUGGAAGAGAAACCAAAACCAUAUAAACCUUGUAGAGAUACAGAUAAUUGAAAUAAAAUCUAAUAAAAUUGUUCACUCUUAAACUGUGAAAGUUAUUUUAACCCAAACAUUUUUAAGUAGAUUUUCCAAAUUAGAUGUAGUACUUAAACAUUAUUUGAGAAGAGUUAUUUAAAAAGAAGUUUGAAAUAUGAAAAAGCAGAUAUCUAUU